Molecule: messenger RNA, 3655 nt
Organism: Cylas formicarius (sweet potato weevil)
Lineage: Eukaryota; Metazoa; Arthropoda; Insecta; Coleoptera; Brentidae
Product: BOS complex subunit NOMO3
Exons: 13
Coding region: 51-3530 (1159 amino acids)
Cellular component (GO): endoplasmic reticulum membrane
Source: RefSeq, a predicted model, not a curated record
UAACCUAACUUUUCUAAUAUAACCUUAAAUAAAAUUUAACUUGGAAAGUAAUGUUUUUGGUGAUGAAUAAGUUUUGGCUCAUAUUUCCGACUUUUCUGCAUUACUUUUCGUUGGCGUUUGCCAGCGACGUGCUAGGUUGCGGCGGAUUUAUAAAAAGUCACGUUCCUAUAGAUUUCUCGAAAAUUGAAGUGAAAUUAAUUACAAGACAGGGUAUUGUCAAAGACAGAACGAAUUGUGCACCCAAUAAUGGUUACUAUUUUCUGCCUAUAUAUGACAAAGGCGAAUUCAUAUUACAGCUUUCUCCACCUCCUGGCUGGACUUUGACGCCAAAAGAAGUCCAAUUAAACAUUGAUGGUCGCGAUGACUGUUCUCUGGGAAAGGACAUUAAUUUUGUAUUUAAAGGAUUUGGUAUUACUGGUAAGGUAGAAAGCUUAGGUGGUAACAAAGGUGGGCCUAAAGGAGUAUUGGUUGAGUUACAAUCAACUGAUGAUAGAAGGAUCACUCAGACAGAUGAUCAUGGCAAUUUUUUCUUUUCCCCAGUUUUUCCUGGUGUUUACACUGUUUCAAUAUCACACCCUAAGUGGCAAAUCUACAAAAAGUCGUUUGAUGUGGCAGUUAAAGAAGGUAAUACUGAAUUACCUUCCCAGAGUUUCCUUGUUCAUGGUUAUGAUGUAACAGGAAAAAUUCUUACUGCUCAAGGUAACCCAGUUAAAGACACCAUAGUCGCAUUAGUGUUUAAAGAUGGGGGUAAAACUGCUGUUGACAAAUGUAACAAAAAUGAAUUGGUUGAAUUUCAAUUGCAAAACAGAUUGUUGUGUCAUGUUACUUCCAACGAUAAGGGAGAAUUUGAGUUUCCUGUGGUGCCUUAUGGCAGAUAUUCUGUUGUGCCGUAUUAUAGAAAAAACAAUAUUUACUAUCAACCAGAGAAAAUUGAUUUUGAAGUAGGACAUGAUAGUGUUGAACUACCUCAACACUUUUUGGUUAUUGGAUUUAGUGUAUCUGGUAAAGUAACAAAUGGUAAAGAGAAGGGAAUUUCGAAUGCAAAAAUAUACCUGAAUGGCCAAGAAGUUGCUAAGACUGAUGAAUUUGGCAAUUAUCUGCUUGAAAAGUUGAAAGUUGCUAAAUAUAAGUUGAAAGCUGAAGCAGAGGAUUUAUUAUUCGAUGAAAUAACAUUAUAUAUAGACACAAAUAUUAAGAUGUUGCCAGAUUUAGUGCCCUCAGCUUUUAAGGUAUGUGGUGAGGUAAUAAGUGACAAACCUCAAGCUGUUGCAUUUAGUAAAAUAGGAUCCACCGACUUUGUCACCACUAAAACCAAUUUCGAUAACCAAUUUUGUCAGUACCUUGCACCGGGAAACUAUAAAGUUCAAGUCUUAAUUAGCGAAGAAGACAAGAAAAACAGAGUCCAAUUUUUUCCAUUAAGCCAAUUAAUUGAAGUCACUUCAGAACAUUUAUUUGAUGUAGUAUUCUCCCAGUUGAAAUCUAAUAUAACCGGUAAACUUGAUUGCAUCCAAAUAAAUGACUGUGAGGAUUUGGAUGUUAUACUGAAAUCGGGGUUUGAUGAAAUUACCGUUUUUGUAAAAGAUUCUAAAUAUUAUGCUACAAAUAUGUCCCCAGGAUUUUAUGAAAUAAUAUUGAAACCUAAUAAAUAUUGCUGGAAAACUAAUAAACACACUUUAAAUGUAAACAGUCUUUCAGUAGAAGCGCCGCAUUUUAUACAGACUGGUUAUCUUGUAAACGUUGUGUCAUCUCACGAUGUUAAGAUCUUGUAUAACACAAUUGGAGACGGAAAACUAUCUGAAGUUAAAAUUUCAAGAGGAACCACUUCAUUUUGCGUAAAUGCACCGGGAGAAUAUAAGUUCUUGAUUAGGAGUUGCCACAGUUACGACUCUGAUACAUUUACGUAUAAUACAAAUUCAAAGAACAACGAAAUCACUUUGAAUGCGAUAAAACACACGGUCACGUUGGCAAUUGAAAGCGACGCCAAUUACGGACCUAUAGAAGUAAAUCUAGAAAUUGACGGCGAAAAAACGGUAGAAACUGUUUCAUAUGCGAAUGGAAACUAUGAUCUCAGACUCAUCUUAAAGCCUGAAGCGGUCGCGAUUGUAACACCUCAGUCUGAUUUGUUAGUUUUCAAGCCGGAAGUGCUGAACGUUGUAGGGGUCAAUGAUUGUGAAAACAUCGGGAGAAAAAUUAACGCCCGCAAGGGGAAAAUAUUUCAAGGAAAACUCAUUCCCCCAUUGCCAGGAGUAGUUGUCACUGUUGAUAGAUUAGAUAAUGAUCAAUUAUUGACUGUGGAAACUGACUCAAAAGGAUUGUAUAAGUUUCCACCCUUAGAUGCCACAGCUGAAUAUCACAUUAGUGCGCAAAAAGACUCGUAUAUAAUUACAGGUCCUGAUGAUGAUGGCAAUUUCAGGGCUCAAAAGUUGGCAGAAAUAAUUAUAGAAGUUGUGGAUCAUAAGGAUAAGUCUCCUCUUUCAGGGGUGUUGGUAUCAUUAUCAGGUGGGGAAAGUUACAGGAGGAAUUUGCAAACUGAUCAAAUUGGAAUAAUCGCCUUUUAUUCCUUAAGUGCGGGGGACUACUUUUUGAAACCAAUGUUGAAGGAAUAUCAGUUUGAACCAGCAUCAAAACUAGUUACCAUAAGAGAAGGAGAAACUGUAAAAGUACAGUUAGGUGGAAAACGAGUAGCUUUCAGUGCGUAUGGCAAAAUUACAUCUUUGAACAAAGAUCCCAUUGAAAAUGUUAAUGUUAUCGCAUCUGGUAUGGACAACUGCACAUCUUAUUCAGAAGAAACUACUAGCGAUCAAAUGGGCAAAUUUAGAAUCCGGGGGUUGCAACCAUAUUGCUCAUUUAAGGUUUACGUGGAAGUCGGAAAAAAAUAUGGAAAUAAUUUGGAAAGAACAUCGCCAGAAUUCAUAGAAGUUAAGAAUAUAAAUGAGGACGUGAAAAACUUAUCCAUAAUUGUAUUUUACCCCAUACCGAAGUUGACUGUAUUGGUAAAAGUCUAUGCGGAAAAUGCGGACCACUACAAAGCUUUGAAGUUAAAAUUAUACUGUGAUAGUGAUGGUCCCACCCUUCUCCAUUCAAUAUCCCUAGAAAAUCAGGCCAAAGGGAUAGAAGGGAACUACGGACUAUUGAUAGCUUUUCCGGCACUAACAGUUAAUGGAAAAUUAUAUUCCGUUCAUCUAGAAUCUUCUCAGAUCAAAUCCAAGGCUCGAGCGAGAUAUUUUAACGCGAAUUCUACUUUUAAAUAUAUUGAAUUAGAUUUUAAAAUAAAGUCUACAAUUAUCGAACAGCCGAUUAAGCAGACAUCGUUAUGGACCGUUGUAUUUAUUAUUUUAGUUCUGGCGGGCUUGUAUAACAUUCAAUUCCUUUCUACUAUAGUGAAGGAAAAUGUUAAUUUCAAUUUUAAUCAUUUGGUCAAUUUAUUACCCCUCCAAAAUUCAAGAAAGGUAGCUAGUUAUAACGAAACUGAUAUCGAUCAAAUUGUACAAGAUAUCAACAAUAUCAGAUCGAAAAAGAAAAAUAACUAAUUGUCUGCUCCUUGUUUUUUGUAAAUGUAAAAUUAUAUUUAUUUGGCAGAAAUUGUUCUUUUCCUUUAUUGUACCUUAUAAUAUCAAAUAUAUGUUCCACUGUAAAUAAAAUAUUUAUACAUUUA